AUGCAGUUUUUCGUCCUUCCGAAGCUGACUUCCUCAUUGCCAACCUCCAGCUUCAAUCCAUCGGAAUGGAAACUUCCUAGAACAGCUCUUUUGGCGGAUCCAAACUUCUACGAAGCCGGACCAGUAGAUGUGAUCAUCGGAGCGGAACAUUAUUUGGAUUUAUUGGCACAUGGACAGCUGAAAGUGAUGGAUGAUGGACCGACUUUGCAGAAUACUGUGUUUGGAUGGAUCGUGUCAGGCCGUGUUCCGGAUUCUUCAAUCACCAUACCUCGGUCCUUGGUCCAUGUGUGUUCUAGUGCGGAGCUUCAGGAUCAGCUAACCAAGUUCUGGGAAGUUGAAACUUGCCGUACAACCAGCACACACUCCGUUGAAGAAUCUACUUGCGAAGAGAUUUUCGCGACGACCACAGUACGCGACGAUUCCGGAAGAUUUGUUGUCACUCUUCCGAAGAAGGACUACCUCAUCGUGAAGCUUGGCGAAUCGAGGUCUACUGCAGUUCGACGAUUGUGUAGUUUGCAGCGAAGACUCUCAUUGAGUCCUGAACUUCGGACCCAGUAUUCCGAGUUCAUUCAAGAAUACCUGGACAUGGGGCACAUGGUGGAGAUUCUCGAUGAAAGGUGUGAAGGUACUACGUACUACCUGCCUCAUCACGCAGUACUGAAGCCGGAGAGUACAACCACCAAGCUGCGAGUGGUAUUUGAUGCAUCCUGCAAAACAUCAACUGGAGUCUCGUUGAACGAUGCCCUUAUGGUCGGACCCGUCGUACAGGAUGAAUUGAUCAACAUCAAUCUCCGGUUCCGCCUCCAUCGUUACGCUGUCGUUGCGGACGUAGCGAAGAUGUAUCGCAUGGUAGCAGUCUCCGGCCCAGAUCAGAAGCUCCAGAGAAUCGUGUGGACAGGCAACACAGAUCAAGACAUUCGUACUUUCCAGUUGACUACCGUAACCUACGGAACCGCGUCUGCUCCGUAUCUAGCUACCAGGUGUUUGAAGCAGCUAGCAGAAGAGGGAAAAGAAACCCACCCAACGGCCGCCGCCGUUCUGAAACAAAACUUCUACGUCGAUGAUAUGUUGUCAGGCGUAGAUGACAUAGAAGAGGGUAAGCAGUUUGUCGAAGAAAUGGUAGACUUAAUGCAGUCCGGAGGUUUCACGCUAAGAAAGUGGAAUUCCAAUUGUGGCGAGAUUUUGCGUCAGGUUCCAGAGCAUCUACGAGACGAUCGGUCUAUUCUCACCCUUGAUUCAGCAGACUCGACUGUUAAAACACUAGGUUUGCAGUGGGAACCACGAAGGGAUGUUUAUCGCUUCAGUACUCCAAAAUGGACAGAAUCUGGUGCGAUUACCAAGCGCAUUAUAUUAUCGGACAUCUCUCGACUGUUUGAUCCGUUGGGCAUAAUCGGUCCAGUCAUCGUUCAGGCUAAGCUGAUCGUCCAGGAACUUUGGGAGCGUGAAUGCAGCUGGGAUGCACCAUUAAGUGAAGACAUGACAGAGAAAUGGCUAGAGUAUCGCAGAAAUAUGAUAGGAUUGGACGGUUUCACGGUUCCACGCUGGGUCGGAGUCACAAAAUCAAUGAAAUCUGUUCAGCUACACGGCUUCUGCGAUGCCUCAAAAAAGGCGUACGGUGCAUGUAUUUACGUUAGAACCGUGACGGAGGAUGACGAAGUUGACGUACAAUUGUUCACAGCUAAGUCUCGAGUUGCUCCUCUCGAGAAUCUCAAAAAGAAGAAGAAAUGUCUCUCCACUCCUCGUCUUGAGCUUUCUUCAGCACUAUUGCUCGCGCAUCUCUACGAGAAGGUUGUCGAAAGCAUCCACCUGACCGUAGAAUCAUAUUUUUGGACUGAUUCUACGAUAGUAAAGUUUUGGCUAGCGUCUGUACCCUCCAGAUGGAAAGAGUUUGUGAGCAACCGCGUGUCAGAAAUUCAGCAUGUCACCAAGGGCGGUUUGUGGAACCAUGUUGCCGGAAUGGAGAACCCGGCCGACAUAAUUUCAAGGGGAAUGGCACCCCCACAGUUGCAGUACGAACCUCUCUGGUGGCAUGGGCCUCCUUGGCUUCUUCAAGAGCCGAUAAAUUGGCCGAUCUUUGAGCCAAGCGCUAACGAGUUACACCCGUCGAUACUGGAGGAGAAGGGAGCUGUCGUUGCAUUGUUGCCAAGCAUUAAGCCUGGUGAUAUCUUUAGCCUACGGUCGUCAUUGACAGAGCUCGUAAAGCUGGUAGCAUACGCACAACGUUUCGGCUUCAACGCAAGAGUGCACAACCGCGAACAUCGAAAGCACGGAUUACUAACGCUCACUGAACGUGAUGAUGCUCUUCAUCUGCUAGUGCGUCUAGCUCAAAAUGAAUCGUUUCCGCAAGAAUACUCCGAGCUAUUACGUGGUCGUGAUGUACAAGCAUCCUCUCGAAUUGCUGCACUGAACCCAGAAAUGGUGGAUGGCAUUAUUUGCGUUGGCGGCCGGUUACGAAACGCUAGAAUCCCUACAAGUCGGAAGCAUCCGUACAUUUUGGACCACCGCCAUCCAUUCACUAUGCUGGUCAUGACUGAGUAUCAUCAGAAGCUGUUUCAUGCUGGGCAGCAACUAUUAGUUUCUUCUGUACGAGGCAGAUACUGGCCGACGAAUGUUCGUAACCUAGCUCGGAAGGUUAUCCACAACUGCGUUCGAUGUUUCCGUGUCAAGCCGAAAGUUCACGAGCAGUUGAUGGCAGAUCUUCCUGCGGAGAGAGUUACGCCAUGCAGUCCCUUCCAACGCGUCGGCAUAGAUCUAUGUGGUCCGUUCCUAGUCACGUACCCCCAGCGGAAAGCUCGUCCGGUGAAGUGUUUCGUCGUCGUCUUUGUUUGCCUAGUCACCAAGGCAGCCCAUUUAGAAUUAGUAGCUGAUCAAUCGUCGCAAGCUUUUUUGGCAUCCCUCCGACGAUUCACAUCUCGACGGGGAAAACCGGGGAUCAUCAUGUGCGACAACGGCAGAAACUUCGUCGGAGCAAACCGGGAAUUAGCCGAAUUGCGGAAGCUUUUCAUCGAUCAACACUUCCAAGACACCGUGAUUGGAGAAGCAACGAACGAAAGUAUAGAAUUCCGUUUCAUACCAGCGCGAUCCCCAAAUUUCGGAGGAUUGUGGGAAAGUGCAGUAAAGUCGUUCAAAACGUUGCUGAAGAGAACGAUAGGAAGUAGAAGCCUGGUGUAUGACGAGUUCCAGACACUACUCACGCAAAUCGAGGCAGUUUUGAACUCUCGUCCGCUUACACCAGUCAGCAAUGAUCCCAGCGAUUAUGAAGCGUUAACGCCAGGACAUUUCCUUGUCCAACGUCCACUCACAGCAAUUCCGGAGCCAAAUCUGGAUGAUCUUCCGGAGAAUCGAUUGGCGGCAUGGCAAACUGUGCAGCAUUUCGUUCAAUACUUGUGGAGGAAAUGGUCAACGCAAUACUUAUCCAACCUUCAAAACCGUACAAAGUGGACCAAGAAGCGGAACAACGUGAGAGUCGGAACAAUGGUGGUGCUGAAGGAUGAAAAUCAACCACCACUAAAUUGGCUUUUGGGUCGGAUCACAGAAGUUCAUACCGGAGCAGACGGAAACAUUCGGGUAGUGACAGUUAGAACGAAGGAUGGCAGCUACAAACGUGCAAUUUCAAAGAUCUGCAUCCUUCCAAUCCGUGACAAUGUCGAAUCAUCAGAGGAGAACUAG
This is a messenger RNA of Armigeres subalbatus, 3669 nucleotides long. RefSeq lists its product as uncharacterized. Lineage: Eukaryota; Metazoa; Arthropoda; Insecta; Diptera; Culicidae. Bases 1 to 3669 code for a protein of 1222 amino acids. The record is from RefSeq and is a predicted model, not a curated record. Gene Ontology annotation, biological process: DNA integration. Gene Ontology annotation, molecular function: nucleic acid binding. The transcript has a single exon.